This is a messenger RNA of Pieris rapae (cabbage white), 5612 nucleotides long. Its product is annotated as sodium-dependent neutral amino acid transporter B(0)AT3. Lineage: Eukaryota; Metazoa; Arthropoda; Insecta; Lepidoptera; Pieridae. Bases 566 to 2776 code for a protein of 736 amino acids. The transcript is spliced from 13 exons. The record is from RefSeq and is a predicted model, not a curated record. Gene Ontology annotation, biological process: sodium ion transmembrane transport. Gene Ontology annotation, cellular component: membrane.
AUGCAAUGACGAUUUGAUAACUUAAUUUUAUCAUUUCUGAGUUCAAAAUGCCAACUAUUUAUACCGCUUAUAACCAGUGAAAUGUUAUUUGGAUAAUUAGUAUACGUGAAGUGUGUGGUGUAAAAUCUUGAACAAAGGCUUCACGAUAAAGCAGUGCUUCGAACGAUGAACAAUGGCGGCGAUAGACUAUAACCACAUGUGCUAAAACCACAGUCAAUUCAGUGCAAUAUGUGUUAUCUGUGGUUCAAUUAACGUAUCCGUUUAAAACGCUAACCUAUAUGCACAGAGAGGCAUCUAACGUAUUAGACUCACUAAAACUACGACUAAAAUUGCUUGAGAGGACUAGGACAUACGUUAAAGUUAUAGAGUUUAUAAAAAAAGACGCCAUUCGGUAUUAUAAAUACAUAAUACAAGAUAUAAAAUAUUAUGAACAUAUUCAUAGGUAACGAUUAUCAUUCAAAGAAUCUUGUCAAAUUGAAAUCAAUUUGAUUUUUGCAAGUUAAGACAAUAAUUGCACUGGUUAAUUUCGCUUAGGAAUUUUACAAAUUGUGAUUUUUAAAACAAGAUGUCGGCAAAAGCUGAACCAAUCGGGCCUCGGAAUGGCCACGAAUUGGCACCGUUGAAUACCAGGGCCGAUGGCAGCGAACGACCUCACGGGGUUACCAUAGUUCUACAGGGUUCAAGGAACUCCUUACAGCAUGAUGCCCCCGAUGAGGAUAGAGCGGCAUGGUCCGGAAAACUACAGUUCUUCCUGUCAAUUAUUGGAUACUCUGUGGGCCUUGGCAACAUUUGGCGCUUUCCGUAUCUAUGCCAACAAAAUGGCGGAGGUGCGUUCCUGAUACCCUUCCUCAUAAUGUUGGUGCUGGAAGGCAUCCCAUUGUUUUUGAUUGAAAUGGCAAUAGGCCAGAAGAUGAGACUUGGCUCCCUUGGCGUGUGGAACACCAUCCAUCCAUGGCUUGGCGGUAUCGGGAUCUCUAGCUGUGUUGUUACCUUAUUCGUGGCGUUAUAUUACAAUGUUAUAAUAACUUGGGUGUUCUUCUAUCUCUUUAAUAGUAUUCGGCUAAGCGCAGACUCCUUGCCCUGGGCUCACUGUCCCCAAGACAACGGCACUGCUGAAGAGGAAUGCUCCAAAACAUCAGCUACGGUGUACUACUGGUAUCGGGAGGCUUUAGAUGCGUCACCAAGCAUCGACAACCCUGGAGUACCACGCUGGUGGAUUGUCUGUUAUCUGCUCCUAGCUUGGAUUAUCGUGUUCUUUAUCGUCAUGAAAGGAAUACAGAGCAGUGGAAAGGUGGUAUACUUCACAUCUUUAUUUCCAUACGCUGUGCUAACAAUAUUCUUUGUACGUGGCAUUACAUUACCUGGCUCCGCAGAUGGUAUACUACAUAUGUAUAAACCAAAGCUAGAAAAACUACUAGAUCCAACGGUAUGGUUGGACGCGGCUACUCAAGUGUUCUACUCCUUCGGGUUGGCGUUCGGAUCCCUCAUCGCAUUCGGCUCCUACAACCCACCGAAUAACAACUGUGUACGCGACGUGCUUCUUGUAUCUGUGUGCAACGCUCUAACUGCCAUAUACGCAUCUGUGGUCAUCUUCAGUAUUUUGGGCUUCAAAGCAUUUACUAUGGUCGAAAAAUGUAUUGGCAAGGAGAUAAAAGUCUUAGCGUUGCACCAUAUCGGCGGUUUCACUGUUAACUCUACGCAGGAGUACUACGAGGAGUAUUAUCCACGCUUAAGUGAUAAUAUCACCUCAUCACUUAACCUUACGGGAUGCACCAUGAGUCGGCAAUUGGAUGAGGCAGCAGAAGGCACAGGCCUAGCAUUCAUUGUAUUCACCCAGGCGAUUCUGAAGCUCACUCCAGCUCCAUUCUGGUCCAUCAUUUUCUUUCUGAUGCUACUCUCCCUGGGUCUAGGAAGUCAGAUUGGAAUCAUGGAGGGAAUGUUGUGCACUAUAUUUGAUAUUGACUUCUUCAAGCGGUUAAGCAAGCCUGUUAUAACAGGUUCCGUAUGUACUUUCUGUUUCUUCGUGGGUCUGAUCUUCACAACUGGAGCUGGCGAGUACUGGCUUAAGAUGUUUGACUCUUUCGCUGGAACCAUCGGUCUGGUGGUGGUAGCUUUGCUGGAGAUGAUCUCUGUUAUUUACAUCUACGGACAUGAAAGGUUCACCAAUGAUAUCUACGAGAUGACAGGCUACAGGCCAGGUUUAUACUGGCAAAUCACCUGGCGCUAUGUGGGACCCUUCAUCGUCUCCUGUAUCUUGCUCUCGUCUCUCGUAUUUAUGCUCAUCAACCCACCGACUUAUGGAGCUUGGAAUGCCGCUGAGGGACGCGUGGAAAAGACACCGUACCCCAACUGGGUGCUGUUGGUAGCCGUAAUGAUGAUCCUAGCUGGAGUUCUGCCAAUACCAAUUGUUCUACUCUUGCGUCGCUUCCAAUGCUUGGCCCUCGAUGUGGACAUCCACCAGGGAUCUAUAAGAAGAAUUGAGACCACAGUCUCUACUAAGGAAAUGAUGAGCGAUCAGGAUGUGAUUUCGCCGGAGAAUGCGCCACCCGCGCCUGCUCAGCUCGUCGCCGAUGUCGCUACUAAAUUCACUAUUGGCGACUUCGAUUCUGAUUCAGAACAAGGCGAGGUGCGAGCGUCCGGUACGUGCAACGUCUCAAGCAGUAGUGACGACGACAUUCCAAAUAAAAAAUAUUCACCUUUAAGCGGGACUAGAUUCGCACUAAAGCCCAUUGGUCAUAAGCCAACGACAUUCAAAAUGGACGUCAUUGACGAUUGACCGUUAUUUUUUGUGUAUUUAAUACACGCGUGUACGCAUUAUUUUGUGUAUAUCACGUUAACGUUGUUACUUAACGUAUUUAAGUAAACAGAUGGGAAAAUCUCGGAUGUCUUACCGUGUUCUAGGGUAGUUAUAUUCCUUGGUAUGUCAAGAUAUUGAGUUUGGUUGGCGUUUGUAUUUGUAUUUACAAUCUCCGGAAAAUAUACAGAAUACACCUUAAGAAGUUAUAGUACAUCUUUGUACCAUAUAUGUGAUUUCUUUUGUAAUGUAAAUCCGAACACACAGUUUGUGUCGACAAUUUCAACUGUCUUGAAUUUACUCUUCUUGAUUACGCUAGAGCCUAAUAAAUCCUGGAACACAGUAUUUUUUGUGUACGGGUAAAAUAAUUAUAACAUAGGUAUAGUAAGCACUCGUUCCAUUUCACCUAUCUUUCAUUUUGAGUAAUCAUCAUGACCAUAAUUUGUCAACUUAUUGUAACGUAUGCAAUAUUUUCUUGAGACAAAUGUUAUCAUUGAAUCUGUUCGAAACUGUGCUUGCUAUUUAGAUUAUUUUCGAAUAGCAACACACACGUUAAUUAUUAGAGAAAUUAGUUAUGAUAUAUAAUAUAAAACCGUGAAAGACGCAUACUCAUUUUUUUGAGUUUACCGAUAAAUGUGUUUUAAAUCUUACACUUAAAAGCGACGUGAAGUUAAGCUUAAAUUCACAGGAUCCUAACGGUGAUUUCCAUCAGAUAAUUUAGCUAAUGUCCGUAAAAAGAUAUAGUAGAUUGAUUUAAAAUUUCAAGUUAUUAAUAAAUUCAUUAUAUAAAAACUAUGGCCGAAAGAUGUAAAGAAAUCUACUAUAUUUUUUUGAAUAUCCUCUGAUUUUAAUUUAAGUAUAAGUAAUUACGCUGAAAUAGGAUAGUAUAAAUUAUUUUCGAACUCGACAUUUGAAAGUGGAAAUUCGCCACCUAAAAGCUAAGUAUCAAUACUCGAUGUAAAAACUAGUAGAGCGAAUGUAAAUAAUUAGUUUAGCUUAAAAUUAAGCCAAUCUAGGAAUGCGGUGCCAGAAAUUCUGCCAUUUCGGUAGAAUUAUUUAUAACCAUUUAUGUCAUUACAAUGUUUUCUUAUGUAGGCACUGUGCCUUAAGUGCCUUAUAAGUAAGCACGGGCAUUUUUCAUAACCAUUUGUUAAUUUUUUAAAUUGUCGAAGUACGUAGUCAGCAAUACAUGAUUAAUAUUGUGUAUCCAUACCGUAUGAAAUACAUGAUGUUGCGCAACACCACACACCGAUUAUUUGGUAGUCUUAUGUCUCCUGUAUAAAUACCAUUUCUGUAAAGCAAUACAAGUUUGGAAAGCUUUCUGAGUUUUUGCGGAUUGUUAAAACUUUCCGCGAUUUAGGGUUGCGAUAAAACUUAAUUUUAUAAGAUGCCAAGAUUCGUUAGUAAAAUUCAUGUUGGCUAAUGGCGUAAUACAAAGAUUAACAAAAAAUAACUUUCGGGUUAAUAUCUAGAAUAAAACGUUAAAAACGAAAUCGAGGGUAUGCUAGUCAUUUUUAGAUAAUGUUUAGGACGUUAUAGCUUGGCUAUUUAGUCUAGAUCGCAGGAGCACAAUGCAAAGAGGUUAAGAACGAAAUAAAGAAAACAGUUCAAAUGUGGGCAAUAGGUACUCAAGAGGAAAUGUAAUCAGAAGGAAAGAUAGAAAAAAAAAUUAAUCUAAACGAUAAAUGAUUUUUCCUUUUUAUCUGUCAUUAAAUUUAAACAUUGACUAUAAAAUGUAUGACAUAAUUUCAUUUAUUGAUAAUCUGUGCAGAAAUUAUUUUCUAGACGCCAUACGCUUUUACGCGUGUCAUUUAGCCACAUGUCCUUAAUGACUGCUACUACAACUUCAAAUCCAACGACAGUUACAUCUGCACAGACUACUGCUAAAUGAUAUUAUUAAGAUGUAUUAAUGCGGUAAAACAGCAAUCCAGACUAUAAUAUAUCGAAUUAAGUAGUUCUUCGUGUAAAAUAUAAAAUCUUUAUACAGAUCGCUAGAUACAUUUCCAACACAAGAUAUUGUCUUAUCAACAUGUUCCAAAACGCCAUUAAUUUAUUUUACUAUACAAAAAUAUGUAAGUAAUUUUAUAAUUUACAAUUAAUAAUUAUUGAUAUAAUAUUUAUAAUUUUGAUUUUGGCUCAUGUUAGUAAGCUGAGCCAAGUACUAUCUAACGUUUGGUAAAAAAGUUACGCAGACGGCUAUUGUCUAGAAAUUCCAGAUUCAAUGUUGAAUAAUUCCUGUCUUAUUUUUUUCGCCAGUUUAAUUUGAUCGGAAGAAAACGCUCUUAAAACUAUUUAUUUUGUAUUACUUUACUGUUAAGUAUGUAUUUGUUAUUUCGAAAUAUUGCCAUAUCUCCAUUCAACAAAAUAGUUGAAACAUUCCAGAUAGUAUAUAAUUAUCGUAAUACCAGGGCACUGUUAUUUAAGCAGUUUAUGUCCUUCGCAAACACGAUAUAUUUAACAGGAAAAUGCCGUUUAACGUAUCGAUGUAAGGGCAAGACUGUUUUGAUAUAUUCUAUCAAUUUGAAUUGGUCAUACUUACAACAACUCACUUUUAUCAAAAACUAUUUGACUUGGGAAAGCUAAUAAUUACUUGAUUUAUCCCAAAAUAUUAACAAGUUGCGAAUUUCAUAAUUAAAAUACAUUUUUAAAUGUUAAAUGUAUCGUGUUUACGGUCGUCUUUACUUGUUUAUCGCUCAAAAGAGCAUUAGUGUUGGUUCAGUAGUUUAUAGGUAGCUUAGGGAUUACAUCCCGGAUAGACGUAGUUAAACUGAUAUUAUUAAGAUUAAUUUACGAAAUGCGAAUAAAAUUAUGCCGCCAA